AUGACGACCACGACGAGCAUCUCAACGGAAAUCCAGGAACACACACCACAUCAACUGAAACCCGAACGACCACGACGAGCAACUCAACGGGGAAUCCAGGAACGACCACGACGAGCAUCUCAACGGGGAAUCCAGGAACGACCACGACGAGCAUCUCAACGGGGAAUCCAGGGACGACCACGACCAACGAAUCCAGGAACAACCACGACGACAACAACUGAAACCCCAACACACACGCAUCUCAACGGGGAAUCCAGGAACGACCACGACGAAUCUCAACGGGGAAUCCAGGAACCACCACGACCACAUCAACUGAAACCCCUGGAACGACCACGACGAGCACCUCAACGGGGAAUCCAGGAACGACCACGACGAGCAUCUCAACGGAACGACCACGACGAGCAUCUCAACGGGGAAUCCAGGAACGACCACGACGAAAUCAACGAACCCGAACGACCACGACGAGCAUUGGACACUCAACGGGGAAUCCAGGAACGACCACGACGAGCAUCUCAACGGGGAAUCCAGGAACGACCACGACGACCACAUCAACUGAAACCCUGGAACGACCACGACGAGCAUCUCAACGGGGAAUCCAGGAACACCAACGACACUCAACAACUUCAACGGGGAAUUCUGGAACGACCACGACGAGCAACUCAACGGGGAAUCCAGGAACGACCACGACGAGCAUCUCAACGGGGAAAAUCCAGGAGACCAGACGACCACAUCAACUGA
Messenger RNA from Necator americanus (New World hookworm), 738 nucleotides. RefSeq lists its product as uncharacterized. The transcript has a single exon. The record is from RefSeq and is a predicted model, not a curated record. NCBI's taxonomy places the organism in Eukaryota, Metazoa, Nematoda, Chromadorea, Rhabditida, Ancylostomatidae. Bases 1 to 738 code for a protein of 245 amino acids.